Molecule: messenger RNA, 1488 nt
Organism: Fonsecaea nubica
Lineage: Eukaryota; Fungi; Ascomycota; Eurotiomycetes; Chaetothyriales; Herpotrichiellaceae
Exons: 1
Coding region: 1-1488 (495 amino acids)
Source: RefSeq, a predicted model, not a curated record
AUGGAGCAAAGUUCUCAGUUGCUUGGGGGGAGUCAUUCCUGCCUCGCACCGCCUUCGAAAUCGUCGUUUCGUUCAGGAGGAGCCGGUGGUGAAUCUUCUCGAAACACCUCCGAUGAACAGUUGCCGGACAACCGAAAGGAGACUGCCAGAGUCACCGUCACAGAGCGGAACAUGGCAGGCCAAAUUCCCCCAAUGAUGAAGAUGCAACAUCAGACCUCUUUGAUCUGGAAAGCGAAGCAACGUGCGUCCAUAUCGACCUUGUUGUCAGCGAACAAACCUCAGCUGGACCGAACCGCGGGCGGGGCGCAAAAGAGUGCCUUCCUCUCCAUCUUACCUCGCGAUCUGCAUUUCCUCCUUGCCACCACCUACGUCGACUUUGACACUUUACUCGCUCUUCGACAAACAUGUCACCUAUUCUACGAGAUGCUUCCGACCGAAGUCGUCCGCCGCGUUCGUUCCAAGUUGGUUAAGGAAAGCCUUGAGAAUGAGGCGCAGCAGUAUCGAGAGUACAGAUCCAUGUAUCCAAGACAGCGACUUGGCCACCUAUGGGAUUUGCUCUAUGCUGCCUUCGACUUCCGGCUGAUCGAGCGUCCUGCUAGAGAACUCCGAUGCUACGGCUGCCUUGAGGAAAAACCUUUGUGGUGCUUUGUCGAGAGAAUGAGCAAUCGCGGCACCGGCCUCGGAGCCAAAUUCGCCCAAAAUAGGCUAUGUAAGGACUGCAUGCGCCGAUAUCGCGACAUCGAGGGAGAAUGGUGGAAGGAGAAUUGGGUCAAGAAGAGCGAUACAGUCCGCAAGUCGAGCAAAGGCCGCAGACUUCGUCGGUGGAUGCUUGAAGGCCAAAGCCUCGUUAAUCCAGACGAGGAGGUUGGAGUCUGUUCCUCAUGUGGCAGUUCGACCUUUGAGUUGUGGUGGGGUUGUGUUACAUGCUUCGAACUCGAGGAGCAAAGACGGCGAGAAGAGGAUCUGAUGGAAAUCGACGGCUUCGAACGGAGAAUUGCCGAAGUCGUGGAGAACUGGCGAGGACGGAAGCGAAUGACGCGAAGACGACGCCAUGCGAGUCGCGAUCGCGGGAGGAGGAAGUGGUGGGCUCCCAGCUUCACAUUCGCAGGAGGCCUGUCAGAGCGAAAGGCUGCUUUGAUUGAGUGGAAAGAGCACAAGGACAACAAGAAGACUGGAACCGGUACAGUCAAUGCCAGCCAUCAAGAGUCUCGAUGGCACGCUCUCGACGACAUCCCCUUACCCAAGAGCCGCCGAGAAGCGAGAUGCUCAUCCUGUUGGGUGCCCAAUUGUCCCCGGCGAACAUACAUUCUAGGUCUGGCGUACGAAAGACCUCUACCGAGGGAGCGUUGGUGUGCCGGAUGCAAACAAGAGUUUGACCAACGACUUGCCAGGAAAGGGUACCGGAAAUGGAGAAUGAAGAUGACCAACAACGAAAAGUCAGAUAACGACUGGCCUGAGUCGUUGGCCUGGCUGUUUGAAGAGAGUUGA